AUGGCGUGGGUGAAGGUCCGCAGGAAGAAGAGACAGAUGACUGCGCUGCAUUUUGCUUGUGCCUAUGGCAAGGUAGAAGUCGUAAGGGUUCUACUGAGAAAUAAUUGUGACAUUGAUGCCGUUGACAUAAACUCCAUCACACCUCUGAUGAAGGCUGUACAAAACUGGACAUAUGGAUGUGUGUAUACAUUGCUGAAGCAUGGUGCUAACCCAAACCAUAUGGACAAAAAUGGCAAUACUUCUCUCCACUAUGCUGUGUCUGAAGGCAAUCAGAUGCUGGCUAAAAACUUACUUGAGUAUAGUGCAGACCUGGAGCAAAAGAACAAGGAUGGCUUUACACCACUUUUACUGGCUCUCAAGGAAAACAAAAUAGAGAUGGCGAAAUUUUUAGUAAAGAAGGGAGCAAAUAUACAUGUAUUUGAUGAGAUGAAAAGAAACACACUCUUAUAUGCCAUAAGAUGGGAUGCAAAAGAUAUGGUCAGUCUCCUUCUGAAAGAAGGAAUUGACUUUUCCUUUAAAGAUAUAUUCGGAUGGACUGCAUUACGUUAUGCUAUUGAAGGCACAAGUAAAGGUAGUCGGAAAAUUCUUAUGGACUACGAGGAAAAGUUACAUAUUAAAAAUAAAGAUGGCAGUCUAGAAUACAAGAAUUCUGAAGAAAAUUCAUUGGCCAAGAACCCCAGUGAUCCUACUUCUGUGUUCACCUUGCCCAAAUCAAAUGAGGAUGAUGAUGAUUUUAAUGACAAGCUGAGUUCUUUGAAGUGUGCUCCUGCUAAAUAUAUCAGUAACAUACAUGGGCCUGGAGGUCAGAGAGACAAAAAUGAAGCAAAAGAAACAAUGGAAGACUCCUUUAAAAAGCAUCGUGCCUCAAAGUCUGUGAUUGGAAAGACAGUUGUUCUUGCAUAUGAAGAAUCACUGGCAAAUCAGGAGGAGUCAAUGCAUGCAGGAUCAGAUAUAUUUACCCCUGAAUCACUGGGAGACAAUAUCUCAGAUGACAGUGAAAAUAUUCAGCUGUUGGUAUAAAGGAACUGACAACCAACCGUAUUUCUAUGGGCAAAUAAUAAACAAUUUGAAACAA
Myodes glareolus (Bank vole) is the source of this 1075-nucleotide messenger RNA. Lineage: Eukaryota; Metazoa; Chordata; Mammalia; Rodentia; Cricetidae. The record is from RefSeq and is a predicted model, not a curated record.